Messenger RNA from Haliaeetus leucocephalus (bald eagle), 1419 nucleotides. RefSeq names its product solute carrier family 2, facilitated glucose transporter member 11-like. Gene Ontology annotation, molecular function: hexose transmembrane transporter activity. The record is from RefSeq and is a predicted model, not a curated record. NCBI's taxonomy places the organism in Eukaryota, Metazoa, Chordata, Aves, Accipitriformes, Accipitridae. Gene Ontology annotation, biological process: monosaccharide transmembrane transport. Gene Ontology annotation, cellular component: membrane.
AUGAACAAGCUGCAGAGACUUCUUUAGAGCAAGAUCCUGAUCCUGACAAUAUGUGCCACUGGGAUUGGAGGCACUUUCCAAUAUGGUUACAACAUCUCCAUCAUCAAUGCUCCAACUUCAUACAUCCAGACGUUCAUGAAUGAAACCUGGCUGGAGUGCACAGGCAUUCACCUUGAGAGCAACGUGAUACUGCUUCUGUGGUCUUUCACUGUCUCUGUGUGCCCUCUGGGAGGACGCACUGGGGCUGUUGUUGCUGGUCCCAUGGCCAUCAUAUUGGGAAGGCAAGAGAGUGCUGGAUUUUAUUUUAAGCUUUGCAGCUUCCAUUACAUUUGUCUGCCUUGCCCAGGUGUAAGCAUGAACAUUCAGCCCAUGUAUCUGGCAAAAAGUGCCCCAAAGAAGCUCAGAGGAGCUGUGGCCUUGACCUCUGCAUCGUUUACAGCCCUGGGGUUGGUGCUGUGAGAGGUUGUUGGACUCAAGGAGCCACUAGGAGGGGAGGAGAGCUGACCAUUCCUUUUAGCUAGAAAUGUGGUGCCUGCCCUGAUUCAGCUCAUGGCUCUGCCUUGGUUCUCUGAAAGUCCCAGAUACCUCUUGAUUGACCAUGGAGAUAAAGAAUCCUGCUUCUCUGCACUGCAGAAGCUCAGAGGCAACAGUGACCUGAGGGAAGAGAUGCUGGCUCAACAGGCUGCUGUUAAAGGUCUGAGGGCAAAGGAGCCUUGGGAGCUCUUCCAAAAUCCAGCUUUGAGGUGGCAGCUGAUGAGUAUCGUUGUGCUGAGCAGCACCAUGCAGCUCUGUGGGAAUGAUUCAAUGUAUUUUUAUGCAGCUUACGUGUUCCAGGAGGCUGGAAUUCCUCAGGACAAAAUCCCAUAUGUUGUAAUCAUCAUGGGGAGCUGUGAUCUGAUCAUGUCUGUCACUUGUAAUGUGAUUCUAUAUUAUGCUGGUCAGAGGCCACUGCUCCUGGGCAGAUGUAUCUUCAUGGCAGGAUGGGCCAUUGUCUUCAUGGUUGCUCUGAGCCAGCAGAUUCAGAUUAGGUGGAUGCCUUAUGUCAGCAUGGCCUGCAUUUUCACCCUUAUCCUGAGCUUUGGAAUUGGACCAGCUGGUGUAACAGGAAUUCUCCCCACAGAGGUUUUUGAUCAAAUGUCCUGGCCAGUUGCUUACAUGAUCUGUGGCUCUCUGCUCUGGUUCAACCUAUUUCUGGUUGGAACAGCCCUUCCAUUCAUUGUGAAAAGUCUAGCACAUUUCUGCUAUGUCCCAUUCCUUGUGGACUGCGUCUGCACUGCACUCUACACUGGGUUUUUCCUUCCUGAGACAAAGGGAAAGUCCUUCCUGGAAACCUUGGAGGCAUUCAAGAAAUGGAACUUCAAAGCUCAGACCCAUGCAGUUUUUUAUAAAGGCCCUGGAGAGAUCAAACCCACCACAUAG